AGCACAGACUCUGGACCCAGAGGAUCUGAGCUCCAAUCCUGCCUCUGGUACUCGCUAUCUUCGUGGCUUCCACACAGCACAGGUCACUACAUCUCCCUGAACCUCAGUGUCCUCUGUAAGAUGAGCUGGUUUGGCCUACAUGGCUUGACAGCCCCACCAGCGGUAAAUCGAUGACAUCAUGAAGGUGUCUGGAUCCCUGUUCUCAUCUGAAAUUCCCACACGCACGCAAUUGUCAAGUGUUGCUUUAAACUGAUGAGAUCUCAUUUAGAGUCUGUUUGGGGAGAGCAGGUUUUUGUUAAAUGGGUAGAGAUUUUAGUUCUCUGAUGAAAGGAUUAUCUGAAUAAAACUGAUUGAACCUGAGGCCGAGGAGUUUGGAACACUGGAUCAUGACUUGUAUAAAUCUAUAUAAAUCAAUUUCUGUGCCAGGGAAUGAAUAGCCAACUUCAUUCAAAUGCCAAUUCAGCAAUUACAAAGUCUGCUGGCAGUUAAUUAAAAACUACCAUCUCAUUAUAUUCAGAGGUUCAAUGGCUAAAGAAGAAGAUGAAAUUCCCAUUAGCAUGGAGGAUAUUAAAAAUCUGACAGACAGUGAAUUGCAGGAACAGCUUAUGAACCAUGGAUAUAAUUCGGGGACAAUAAUACCUUCCACCAGACGGGUUUAUGAGGAUAAACUGCUACAGUUAUUGACCACUUCAAACCCAUCCACAGAGCGUAAGGUUAAGAAGAAAACUAAAGAGCCACCUCAGCAUCUGGAAGGAGAGGAAGAGGAAGAGGAUGUUGAUGUCGUUUUGGAAAAAAAGAUCAAAAUCUCACCAAGAAAAACUAAACGACCCAAAAAAGAGAAGUCUUCAGUUCAAAAAUCAACAAAACGAAUGAAUUAUGAAAUAGAAGAGAGUAACAAUCUUGUACCUCUUCAUAAAAAGUUAUCUUCAGUUCAUUCUGUGGAUGGUGAUAUUGACAUCUAUUAUCCUGAUCCCAGCACUCACAGAGGAAUAAGGAUUACCAUAAGAAGACCAUUAAAAACUAAAAGAGAGGAUUCACGAACAAUGUUGGAAGAUGUGAAAAUUGUAGAAAAGAAAAUAGGCGUGAUUUCGGUCGCCUUUAUAAUUGCUGUAUUGUUCAUUUUCACCGUGAUACUUUUUGUCUACUUAAUCAUGGAAAAGAAGGUAAUCACAGUUUAGUUCCGUCCAGUAAGACAAGUGUGAAGACAACAACCAGUGGGCUCCUGAGUGAGCAGUGUACCAUUCUCUCUUUCUUCAGUAAAAGGACUCAGAGCAACUUUGGAAUUAGAACACUCAAGUAAAAAGCCAAAUCCAGUGA
Molecule: messenger RNA, 1317 nt
Organism: Phascolarctos cinereus (koala)
Lineage: Eukaryota; Metazoa; Chordata; Mammalia; Diprotodontia; Phascolarctidae
Gene: LEMD1
Product: LEM domain containing 1
Source: RefSeq, a predicted model, not a curated record